This is a messenger RNA of Nezara viridula (southern green stink bug), 816 nucleotides long. The record is from the annotation of a GenBank genome assembly. Lineage: Eukaryota; Metazoa; Arthropoda; Insecta; Hemiptera; Pentatomidae.
AUGGAAGACGAACUGCGGUGCCCGGUGUGUAAGGAGCUCUUCCAUAACCCCGUCCUCAUGCCAUGCUACCACGCGCUCUGUCUCAAUUGUGCCGUAGCUUUGACAGUUCCCGCGGCGAACAACGGAGGAGCCCAGGAACCUCUCGCAGAAGAGAUUGACAAACUGUCCAUCCUCAGCGAGACAGACAGCGGAGUCGUCUGCACCAGUAGGCCGAACAGCUACGUCGGCACCCCGAACAUACAGGGUAUACUCUUCCCUCCGUUGACUAGUUCUGCCCUGGCAUUAGCCUGCCCAGUUUGCAACAAGACUGUCUACUUUGACGAGAACGGAGCUCACAACUUGCCGAAAUACAAGGCUAUGCAGAACAUCGUUGACAAGUACGGAGAAUCGAAAGAGCUGAGCCCCAAGUGCGAGCUGUGCAAGGAACCGGCAAGACAAGCGACUGUCCUGUGCGAGCAGUGCGAAGUGCACUACUGCGACGAGUGCAGGGAGAACUGCCAUCCGGCCAGAGGGGGCCUGGCGAAGCACACCCUGACGGCUCCCGGUAGGGCCGCCCUCAGGACGAGGGACACCGCCAGGGAGAUCCUCUGCAUGGACCACUCCGAGGAACCGCUGUCCUACUACUGCAUGCUCUGCAAGCAGGCCGUCUGUGCCCACUGCAGGGAUGUCCGCCACGCCAGCCACGACGUACAGGCCAUCAACACCAUGUGCAAAGCCCAAAAGGUCAGUCGUCUGAGCAUAUUUGUAAAUAUCAGUAGUGUAUUGGAUAGGUACUUGUAUUCCUCAUUACCUUACCAUCAUCGAUGCAAAGCAUGA